AUGCCGGUGAACAUGGCUGGAUGCACCACAGACUGCGUGGAGAAGCCGAUCUCCAUCUGCUUCCAGAAGUUCGGCCGGUUUGUGGGAACUUAUCCGUGGUGGUUCUUCGUUUCUCCUCUAUUCAUCUCAGCGGUGCUGGGGAGUGGAUUUUAUUUCUUAGAAGAACGUGAGGCCAAUGACAUUGAGGAUCAGUUCACACCUGUGAACGGUCCUGCCAAACUGGAGAGGCUGUUUGUGCAGCAGAACUUCCCGCAGAACGACUCGGUGUUCUCCAACCAGAGACUCUACACGGAUGGAGUUUACGCAUCCUUCAUCGCGGUGUCCAGAUCCUCCAACAUCCUCACGGAUGCUGCAUUUCAGGAGAUUGUCUCUUUAGACAGAAAAGUCAGGGAGCUGAACGCGUCCAUGGGUCACGAGGUGCUCACUUUUGAGGGACUUUGCGCGAGAAGGUACAAGAAAUGCAUACCUAAUAAGAUAUUGGACAUUUACAAAUAUUACGGGAAAACUUUGGAAAUGACCGAGCUCGCUUUUCCGUUCUUUCGUUUUGGAUUCUCGUACAUUUUCCUGGGCUAUUCGGUCGGUGGAGUGAAUCUAAAUUCCUCUGUUAUCCAAAGUGCCAAAGCUGUUCGCCUGUUAUAUUUUCUGAAGGAGGAUAAUCGUUCCAGAACAGAUUUGUGGCUGAAUGAAUACCUUAAAGUUUUCCCCUCUAAUUUAUCACUCAACUUUAUUAAGGUGACCCAUUCCACAUCUUUAUCAAGACAGGUGGAAUUUGAGGCAAACACAAAGGAUGUGAUUCCUCUCUUCUCCAUCACAUAUGUAAUUGCCAUUGCAUUUUCCAUUCUCUCUUGUUUGAGGUUUGAUUGUGUGAGGAACAAAGUGUGGGUGGCUACAUUUGGGGUGUUCUCCGCUGGACUGGCUGUCCUAUCCUCUUUUGGGAUGAUGUUGCACAUUGGAGUCCCGUUUGUCAUGACAGUAGCUAACUCUCCAUUCUUGAUAUUAGGAAUCGGAGUGGAUGACAUGUUCAUCCUCAUCUCCUGUUGGCAGCAGACAAAUGUACACGAUCGAGUAGAGACUCGUCUGGCGAACACAUACAAAGAAGCCGCCAUCUCAAUAACCAUCACCACACUCACGGACGUACUUGCGUUCUACAUCGGUCUCAUGACACCAUUUCGCUCCGUUCGGUCCUUUUGCAUGUACACUAGCACCUCCAUCCUGUUCUGUUACAUCUACAGCAUCACAUUUUUCGGUGCAUUCCUGGUUCUCAACGGAAGGCGCGAGAACAGCAAUAAGCAUUGGCUGACCUGCAAGGAGGUACCAGAUGAGUGCCCUGUGGGUCAGUCAAAAUGGUAUGAGCUAUGUUGUGUGGGUGGAGCAUAUGACCGCCACACUGGCAAAGAGGAGGUGCAACCCAUGAAUCACUUUUUUAAAAAAUACUACGGCCCUUUCCUGACAAAAUCAUGGACAAAGGUGUUUGUGAUUCUGUUCUAUUGUAUCUAUUUGACAAUUAGCAUUUAUGGUUGCUUCCAGAUUCAGGAAGGAAUUGAUCUGCGAAAUCUGGCAGCAGAUGAUUCUUAUGUGGUGAAAUACUACGACAACGAGAAGGCAUAUUUCUCUGAAUAUGGCCCAAAUAUCAUGGUCGUGAUUCGACGAGAAUUUCCAUAUUGGGAUGAAAAGUACAUGUCGGAUCUAGAAACUUGCAUUGAGGAUUUCAAAAAUUUGUCAUUCAUUGAGAAGGAUAUAUUUACUUCUUGGAUGAAAUCAUACAAGUACUAUGGGUAUCACACCAAACUGAAUUUGAGCUCUGAAAAUGUCUUUAAAGAUCAUUUGGGAACAUUUCUCAGAUUCUAUUCUGAUUUCAAACAGGAUGUCAAUUUCACCAACAACUCCAUCCACGCAUCUCGGUUUUUCAUACAGACUGUAAAUAUCUCCACAGCCCUUGAUGAGAUGAACAUGUUGAAUAAACUGAGAGACACCGCAGAAAGGUGCCCAGUGCCCUUGCUGGUGUACCACCCUGCCUUCAUCUACCAUGACCAGUAUGCUGUAAUAGUAACCAAUACCAUCCAGAACAUUGCUGUGACAACAGCCGUAAUGUUGCUUAUCUCUCUCCUGCUCAUUCCAAACCCUCUCUGCUCUCUCUGGGUGACAUUUUCUAUUGCAUCUGUCAUUGUGGGUGUCACUGGGUUCAUGGCUUUAUGGGAUGUUAAUUUAGACACCAUCUCCAUGAUCAUCCUUGUUGUCUGCAUUGGUUUUUCUGUAGACUUCUCUGCUCAUAUAUCCUACGCCUUUGUCUCAAAUAAGAAGCCCAGUGCAAAUGAAAAGGCAGUGGAAGCCCUGUUUUAUUUAGGUUAUCCCAUUCUGCAAGGAGCUGUGUCCACUAUCCUAGGGGUGGUAGUGUUGUCUGCAUCAAAGAACUACAUCUUUAGAACAUUCUUCAAAAUCAUGUUCCUGGUAAUCUUCUUUGGUCUCAUCCAUGGCAUAACUUUUAUACCAGUUUUUCUGACCUUCUUUGACAUAUGUAGUGGCACUCCGGCUAAAAUCAGUGGUAAGAAUAAGGAAGGUCCAGAGGAGCAAGACAUGAAGAACAGCCAUACCAAUAUUAUUCAAGCACAGAUAAAAGAUAGUGAGAUGAAAGAGAAGAAAAUUUACGACAAUCACACUUUUCAGCCCGACAACCACCGGAUAUGUCAUUCUCAGCCCUGCAUUUGGAUGAUUACUGGCAAUAACCAGCUUGUUCCAGAGAAUCAUAUGUGCAUGGCAAGCACUAUCCCAAUGUUCAGAGUGGACAGUCAAACCUAUGAAGUGCACAUGUAUACACCCUCUGAUGAUGCAUUGUUAAAAGUCAACUCGCACUCAAAACAGGGCUCUGAAGAUCAACAUUGUGUUUUAGGAAAUUGCAACCACAUUCAAGAUUCAAAUGUUCCCACUCUUAACUGUUCUGAUGUGGCCGUUUUAUGA
Molecule: messenger RNA, 2955 nt
Organism: Xyrauchen texanus (razorback sucker)
Lineage: Eukaryota; Metazoa; Chordata; Actinopteri; Cypriniformes; Catostomidae
Gene: ptchd3a
Product: patched domain containing 3a
Cellular component (GO): membrane
Source: RefSeq, a predicted model, not a curated record